Salmo salar (Atlantic salmon) is the source of this 1549-nucleotide messenger RNA. RefSeq lists its product as uncharacterized. Lineage: Eukaryota; Metazoa; Chordata; Actinopteri; Salmoniformes; Salmonidae. Gene Ontology annotation, biological process: germ cell development; regulation of transcription by RNA polymerase II; sex differentiation. Gene Ontology annotation, molecular function: RNA polymerase II cis-regulatory region sequence-specific DNA binding; DNA-binding transcription factor activity, RNA polymerase II-specific. The record is from RefSeq and is a predicted model, not a curated record. Gene Ontology annotation, cellular component: nucleus.
ACCGCCGCUUUAAACGGUGUUGUUCCCGAGAGAAACGUCUCUUGACUGAAAGCUCAUGAUCGUGACAAGCCUAGCUUAGCAACAAAAUCAAGUGGGAAAAAUUAAAGACAUUUUCAGGUUAAUUUUUCGCUUUGACUUGCAUGCUUCUUGAUCGCGGAUAAACUAGCUAGCUAAGAAGUAGAAUUAAUCAUGUCAAAUGUUUACAAACCGCAAAAAAGUCCGCGAAACCCAAAGUGUGCCAGAUGCAGAAAUCAUGGAUUCAUUGUUCAACUCAAGGGACAUUCUGGCCAGUGUCAAUUUCUUAAAUGCAACUGUUGGAAAUGUUCUCUGAUUGCAGAGAGAACGAAAAUAAUGGCAUAUCAAAGACAUAUCAAGAAAACGAACAAAGAAGAAUCAGCACUUAAUUUGACUUGGUCAAGGCCCGGUGAUACAGCGGUUAAUGUCACUUUGAGCGGCCGGGAGGAAAGAGCUCAUCUGCCGGACACAUCUGGAGUGAUGUUUCCUGGCCCCGGAACACGUACAGAGACAGUCAUCAAAAUGCCACCACAACGCUUUGAAGAGGCAAACGGUAGGACCUAUACGGAGAUGGAGGUCCCUAUGGCAGUGACCCACGACAAGUCUCCCAAGGACGGCCAUGGUCCAUGGAAUAACCAUGAUCCGCAGAGAGGAGGUGAUCAUGGAGAUGGUCGUUACGGGCCACCUUGGAGUGGGAUUCAGGAUGUAAUGAGUCGAAGCGGCCCACAUUUCCCCAGCGACUAUGUUAUAGCGGAGGUUGGCGGUCAGAGAGACGUGUACUCUGGAGAAAUGGUGGCCAUGCAGUUCCCCUUGAAGUUGUACUCCCGCUACCCUCAUGGCUACGCGGCUUGCCCAGCCAUUCUGGUGAACAUGCCGCUGCCACCACCAGGGAAUGGCCCAAUGGGUUUCCCUCACUUUCCACCACCUGGCCCGAUCCACUACCCUCCUGAGGCAGGUCCUAUAAACGGUGGCAGAGCGCCAUUCUUUGCCCCUCACCCCCCUGGCAGUGACAUUCAUCCUGGAAGCUACCCGGGGGAGCUGGUUCUGAGCCUGCAUCCACCACCACAGCAUUCUCUACCUAAGGACAGAGAACAUGGAACAAGUGGACAUCCCCAAAGCAGCCAAGGGUCAGAGAGCAGCUCACUGGAAAAUGCCUCCUCUUCCCAGAACACUGUGUGAGGGCGAAGGCCAUGAGGUUUGGCAUCCUUACACCAUAUAUCCACUUGAGAAAAAAAAUCAUCUUUACCCUUUCUGUUGUGCAAUUAUACGGCACCAAAGACUUAGCUAAGUCACUGUUGACAUUUUUACCAUGUUACACCCUGUAGUAUAGUUCAUUAUGCACAGGGGUUUCAAUUCUCAUUGUACACACAAUAACAACCAUUGGAUAAAAGAACAACAACACAAAAAUAAUCUGCUAUCAUUUCUGGGGGGGGGAAAUGAAAUUUUUUACUUUUUUACAGAAGCUAUUUUUGUUUAAUUAUUUAAUUAAGAAUUUUUAACAGUCAUAUUUAUAGCAGUUGUGAUAGUCAAAUAU